AUGACUGGUUUAGCCGGGGGUGGCGAGGUGUCUCUACCCUCCAAGAUACCCUACUGGCGUUUAGUCCUCGACCAAAAGGUUGUUACACCUGAAGUGGUUAAUUAUCGUUAUACCGGAUCAGGAACCGAAGAUGACCCUUACGUUGUCAGUUGGAUCCCCAACGACCCGCGCAACCCGAUGGACUUCAGUGAGGUCCAGAAAUGGUCCUAUACUAUCUUAGUCUCCUUUGUCACCCUCGCGGUUGCAUUGGUUUCCUCUGCAUACUCAGGCGGCAUGGGCCAGAUUGUCAAGGAUUUUGGCUGUGAGCAGGAAGUUGCUAUCCUCGGGAUCUCCCUCUUUGUCUUGGGAUUUGCCUUUGGACCGUUGAUCUGGGCACCAAUGAGUGAGACAUUUGGUCGUCGACAUAUUUUCACUAGCACAUUCUUUCUCCUCACUGCUUUCAAUGCGGGAGCUGCUGGAGCUCAGAACAUUCAAACCCUUAUUAUCCUACGUUUUCUCGCAGGAUUUUUCGGAUCAUCACCUUUCGGAAAUGCAGGCGGUACAAUUGCAGAUAUGUUUCCGGCUUCAAAGCGUGGCAUUGCGAUCAGUCUCUUCGCUGCAGCACCGCUCUGCGGUCCUACGUUUGGCCCAGUGAUUGGAGGAUUUCUUGGCUCUGCCGCGGGCUGGCGCUGGGUGGAAGGCUUUCUAGCGGCGUUAGCAGGUGUUGUAUGGCUGUCCAUGUGCAUAUUGUUGCCAGAGACAUAUGCUCCCGUCCUGCUGCGUCGCCGAGCUGAGAAACUUUCUGAACUAAGUGGCCAGGUCUACCGCAGUAAACUGGAUAUCGAACGGGGUAGAGCGACGUUGACCAAAACAUUGACUACGGCCCUCUCCCGCCCAUGGCUUCUACUCUUUAAGGAGCCGAUUGUGCUUCUGUUCUGUAUCUAUAUGGCUAUCAUAUAUGGAACGUUGUACAUGUUAUUUGCGGCCUAUCCGAUUGUGUUCCAGGAAGUCCGUGGCUGGAGUGAGGGUAUUGGAGGCUUGGCUUUCAUGGGCAUUCUGGUCGGGAUGAUCAUCGCAGUCGCUUGCACCGUUCCAGACAAUUUCCGUUAUGCUAAGCUGUGUGAGCAAACCACGGGUCGUCUUGCACCCGAGGUCCGUCUUCCUCCAAGUAUUGUUGGAGGAAUCGCCCUGCCCAUCGGUCUUUUCUGGUUCGCGUGGACUAACUAUCCAACCAUCCACUGGAUGGCCCCGGUGGCUGCGGGCGUACCGUUUGGGUUUGGACUAGUCUUGGUCUUCCUCAGUGUCUUCAACUAUCUGAUCGAUGCCUACACGAUCUAUUCAGCAUCGGUCCUUGCAGCUAACUCGGCUCUUCGGUCUCUAUUCGGCUUCGCCUUUCCGCUAUUCACCACCUACAUGUAUCGCAACCUAGGCAUUCACUGGGCCUCUUCCAUUCCCGCUUUCUUGGCCGUCGCGUGUGUGCCAUUCCCCAUUUUGUUCUAUAUUUACGGGGCCCGGAUUCGUAAGCGCUGUGUUUACGCUGCCGAGGCCGAGGCAUUCAUGCAGCGCCUCGCAGCCAAGCAGAAUGAGCCCCCGCGUCAAGAGCCAACUCAAGAGAAAGUGACUGUGGCUGAGAAAGCCGAGUCUGUCUAUAUGAGCAGUGACAGCGAUGACUCCGAUAGCCUCUCCACUAUUCCAUCCCAGGUUGCACUUGAUCGACGAGGUUCUCGGGCAUCUAAGAAGUCCGGACACUCUUUGGGCCGCACUGCGACACAGUACGAGGAAAACCCCUACGACAUUGACCGUGUCAAUACCCGCAAUUCGGCCAUUAGUGGUCGCGGAUGA
Messenger RNA from Aspergillus bombycis, 1821 nucleotides. RefSeq names its product MFS transporter. Bases 1 to 1821 code for a protein of 606 amino acids. The record is from RefSeq and is a predicted model, not a curated record. Gene Ontology annotation, biological process: xenobiotic detoxification by transmembrane export across the plasma membrane. The transcript has a single exon. Gene Ontology annotation, molecular function: fluconazole transmembrane transporter activity. Lineage: Eukaryota; Fungi; Ascomycota; Eurotiomycetes; Eurotiales; Aspergillaceae.